AUGAUCGAGAAAUCUGUUGAGAUUAAGGAUGAAUUUGGGUAUAUAAGACUCUCUUCGUUCUCGCAAAUAUCUUCUCAUCUCAUCAUCACAAUCACAAUCAUUCACUUCCACUCCAACACUUCAAACACUUUCAACACUUUCAACCCAACAACCUUCAAGAUGUAUGCCUACACUGUCAUCGCUUUCCUCGCCGCUGCUGCCGCUGCUGCCGGCCCUGGCCCUUCCAUCAACACCUGGACUGUUAAGCAGGCUGCCAACUCCUGCGCCAACGGCCAGAGCGUUUACUGCUGCAACAAGGUCACCAACAAGCCUGCUGGCAACUCUGUUGGCGACGGCGCCGGCAUCGCCAACGGCCUCAGCCUCUUCAGCCAGUGCUCCAAGGUCGAUGUCAACGUCAUCGCCAUCGCCAACAACCUCCUCAACAAGGAGUGCCAGGCCAACGCUGCCUGCUGCCAGGACAGCCCCGGCACCGCCGGCGCUGGUCUCGUCAACGCCGCUCUCCCUUGCGUUGCUAUCAGCAACCUUGUCUAA
Fusarium fujikuroi IMI 58289 is the source of this 531-nucleotide messenger RNA. RefSeq lists its product as uncharacterized. The coding region runs from base 1 to 531 and encodes 176 amino acids. Gene Ontology annotation, molecular function: structural constituent of cell wall. The transcript is spliced from 2 exons. Lineage: Eukaryota; Fungi; Ascomycota; Sordariomycetes; Hypocreales; Nectriaceae. Gene Ontology annotation, cellular component: fungal-type cell wall. The record is from RefSeq and is a predicted model, not a curated record.